CCACUGCUCUUGGGCAGCGGACACGGUGCAUCUUCUCCAGUUUCAAAGCGUUUUGCCUUUGUGCUGAGGCUUGGGAACAGCCAUUUAACAUCCGGCAGCAGCUCCUCGUGGUGUGUCAGAUCCACCCUGGCAACGGAUUGUCACAGCUUAUUUGUGGAGAGUGCCUUUACAAAGUGGAACUGUUCAAUGAAUUCAGAUCAUCAGCACUGAAAUGUGAUAAGAUGCAGCAAGAUUACAGACAGUUAUGGGAUACACACCUUUUGUCUGAAAUAGAUAGAGUAUCUUGGAGUUCAUCACCAGAUGGCAAUGGCAGGUUCCGACUACCAUCACUAGCACUGGCACGUGUAAAGACAGAACCUCCCAGCUGUGAUGCAUCAUCCCCAGCCACAAGACCAUCAGAACAACCCAAGGAUGUUGACAAGGAGGCAUGCCCAACAGAGAUUGACCACGAAGAAGUGAUGUGCUUGACAGAGGAGCGGCGAAAGAGACGUUCUACUUCUCUUUAUUCACGCGCGCCCUGUCCUGAAUCUCCGGGAUGCCCAUACAUAUGCCGAUACUGCAAAAAGGAGCUACCAACAUCAAUGUCCUUAGCUAACCAUGAGCGUAAACACAUUGACAAUGUGUGCCUAAUUUGUGAUGAGAAGCUGCCCAGCGAGAAAGCCCUGCGCUUGCAUGUGCGGACUGUCUGUAAUAAACUGAAUGCAGUAAAUGAAGAGCCAGAAAAUGAAGUGUCUGAUGAGCAUUUCAAGUGUGGCACAUGCCUAAGGAUCUUCCGCUCAUGUAUUGCGUUGUGGCGGCAUUGCGUUUGCCUUUCUCACAAUCAGCCACAAAGUGCUGACCAGCUUCAGGGCACCAGAAUUCCCCAAGAGGAUAAGAAAGAGUUACCAAAACGACAUCCAACAGGAAGUGUCGGCAGAGGUCGAGGUAUGAGUGGAUAUGGCAGAGGUCGAGGUAUGAGUGGAUAUAGCAGAGGUAGGGGUGUAAGUGGAUAUAGCAGGGGUCGGGGGGUAAAUCGAUAUGGCAGAGGUCGGGGUGUAAGUGGAUACAACAGAGGUCGAGGGAAGAAAAUGGUUCUCAACAAGCGGCGCGUAUGGGUGUAUGAUAAGACACCAUGUGAUGUUUGUGGUAGAAUUUUCACGUCGAAUUGUGGGAUGCUCAUCCAUCGAACACAUGCCCACAAAUAAUAAGGUGUGUGAUUGUGUGUAACAUUCAAGAUUGAUGAAUUCUUGUUGUCAGAAGUGUAGACAAUAUUGUAACAGUGGCCGUAACUGUGACAUUCAUCCACCCAUGCUCCAUUUUAAGGUAAUGGAAGUUAUAAGGUGAAAUAUAAUGUUUUGAUAUUUUUUCCUUAAGUUAUUAAUUUCUGAGGUAAUUUGUUCUGAGAACUGUGUGUAAAGAACAGUUUUUUCUAUGAGUGUUAAUUUAAGGAGCUAAAACAUUUAUGUAUUGUGACAUUUGAAGACAUGUUUGAGAUUUCAGUUUAUCAGACUAAUAUUGAUGUUAAAAUCAUGUAACUGAAUUUCACUGUGGCUAUAGGGUGGUACUGGAAUUUCAGUGAAUCCUUGAGAGAUUCUUCAGAUUAUUAAAAAGACAUCUUCUGUUGUAUCUAUUUUCAUUAUGUUCCUAUAAAGCUUAUGUUAUAAAUAUAAUUGUGUGUGGUUGACUUCCGAAAGGAAAAUUUGCGUUGAUGAUAAAUGCUACUUCUGCCGUCAGAAAAGGUGUGUUGUUUCUGAUUGCUUAAUAAUAGUAAAGAAUAUGUAUAUGUA
Schistocerca piceifrons (Central American locust) is the source of this 1766-nucleotide messenger RNA. RefSeq lists its product as uncharacterized. The transcript is spliced from 6 exons. Gene Ontology annotation, biological process: regulation of transcription by RNA polymerase II. Bases 222 to 1184 code for a protein of 320 amino acids. Lineage: Eukaryota; Metazoa; Arthropoda; Insecta; Orthoptera; Acrididae. Gene Ontology annotation, molecular function: DNA-binding transcription factor activity, RNA polymerase II-specific; RNA polymerase II cis-regulatory region sequence-specific DNA binding. Gene Ontology annotation, cellular component: nucleus. The record is from RefSeq and is a predicted model, not a curated record.